Molecule: messenger RNA, 1105 nt
Organism: Hibiscus syriacus
Lineage: Eukaryota; Viridiplantae; Streptophyta; Magnoliopsida; Malvales; Malvaceae
Product: nuclear pore complex protein NUP35-like
Exons: 4
Coding region: 1-999 (332 amino acids)
Biological process (GO): nuclear pore organization; regulation of DNA-templated transcription; NLS-bearing protein import into nucleus
Cellular component (GO): nuclear pore nuclear basket; nuclear pore central transport channel; nuclear membrane
Molecular function (GO): single-stranded DNA binding; structural constituent of nuclear pore; phospholipid binding
Source: RefSeq, a predicted model, not a curated record
AUGGGUGGAGCUGUAAACUAUUCAACACUGUGGGUUAAUAGAACUCCGAAAUCGGGGAGACAAUCAUUGUUUUUCCAAGACUUGGCAUCACCAGUCUCUGCCCGGCGAGGGAAAUUCUUAAGUCCAGGUCAAGCAGCAGCAGUUUCGGCUUUACGGCGAGAGAAUCGUGGUGGCUCGGAUCUUCCACCUCCUCCUAUGUACACCUUGGAGGACCGUGCAGAUUUUCCACCUGAAUCCGGGGGAUUGGAUUAUCCUAUUUCUCCUGAAGUCAAGUCGGAUCCAAGAACCCGGAUCCAAAGCUCCGGACAUGACUUCUCUACUCCUGCAAAGAGCAAGUCAGGGGGCAGCAGUACAUUUGCUGUACUUAAUGGGCAGCAGAGUGCUGCGAGUUCGAGUUGGUGGUCGCCCGAGGGAAAUGGCAGUGGGCAGGAUGACAAGGGAAAGGGCUCUCCCGCUGAGGGCAUGGCUCAGUCUGGUGCUUUGAUCACACUUCUGCCUCCGAAGCAAGUUGCCAGGCCAGAGAUACAGAAUAAUUCCAUACCUGCUGGAAAUCUGGAUGGGGAAGACUGGGUUACUGUUUUUGGAUUUUCUCCCGCUGAUACAAAGUUAGUUUUGCGAGAAUUUGAGAAGUGUGGUGUGAUAUUGAAAUAUGUUCCUGGUCCACGGGAUGCUAACUGGAUGCACAUUCUUUACUCGAAAGGAUCCGAUGCUCAGAGGGCACUCGGCAAGAACGGAAUGCAAAUAAAUGGAGUACUAAUCAUUGGGGUGAAGCCGGUGGAUCCGAUGCACCGGGAAACUUUAAAUGAAAGAUUGAAUAAUCAGGGUUUUAUGACUUUAUCCUCAACAUCAAGUAGAAAAUUAGAGUCAAACAACUUCCAACCACCUCGUACAUACCAUCUUCUAAACGGCAAUGCCAAUGCACAACAGUCAGGAGGGCCUUUGGCAAACCCUACAAGAUCAUUAGGGAACAAAGUCAUGGAGUAUUUGUUUGGAUUCUAGAAUCAUCUCCAUAUCUUGCCCUUGUGCUAUUUCUUUAGGGUUCAUCAAGAUUCACGGCUUGCGUAAUCGUAUUCCUUCGGAUAUUCAUCCCGAGGAAAGAACAUAU